This is a messenger RNA of Encephalitozoon romaleae SJ-2008, 351 nucleotides long. RefSeq names its product DNA-directed RNA polymerase subunit K. Gene Ontology annotation, biological process: DNA-templated transcription. Bases 1 to 351 code for a protein of 116 amino acids. The record is from RefSeq and is a predicted model, not a curated record. The transcript has a single exon. Lineage: Eukaryota; Fungi; Microsporidia; Unikaryonidae. Gene Ontology annotation, molecular function: DNA-directed RNA polymerase activity; DNA binding.
AUGGAUAGUGAGGAUGUUCAAUCGGCAAGUGAAUAUUCUGUAGAGGAGAAGAGUAUGGAGGUUCUUGGCACAUCUAACACUGAUGUCCAGAUCAGGGGCUCCGAAAGGAAAACACUUCCUAGAAUGACUAAGUAUGAGAAAGCACAUGUGAUCGGCGUCCGUGCAUCUCAGUUAAGCGCAGGCGCCCCUCCGUUCGUAGACAUAGGGAAUGAGAGCAAUCCACUCAACAUUGCUAAUAUGGAGCUGAACGAGAAGAAGAUUCCAUUCAUCAUUCGCAGAAGACUUCCAGAUAAUAGUUUUGAGGAUUGGGCAAUUGAUGAGCUGAUGAUACCUGGAGUAGACUUUCAAUGA